Molecule: messenger RNA, 6387 nt
Organism: Zalophus californianus (California sea lion)
Lineage: Eukaryota; Metazoa; Chordata; Mammalia; Carnivora; Otariidae
Gene: PAIP2B
Product: poly(A) binding protein interacting protein 2B
Exons: 4
Coding region: 192-563 (123 amino acids)
Biological process (GO): negative regulation of translational initiation
Cellular component (GO): cytoplasm
Molecular function (GO): mRNA regulatory element binding translation repressor activity
Source: RefSeq, a predicted model, not a curated record
AGCCAGGGUGCUGUAAGAGGUAACCUGGCGAGUGGCAGCGGCGGUUCUCCCGUGCUGUGGCUCACGCUUUGGUACUGGAGGCCGAGACUGUUCUGGCGACGGCGACCUCUGCGGCGACGGCUGAGGCUCUCGGAGGAGUGGCGGAGUACGAUCUGGAGGAAGGGCUUCUGGUCAGCCCAGGUUCUGUCAUAAUGAAUGGAUCCAGUGUAGCAAAUACAUCACCUAAUGUAAAAUCCAAGGAAGAUCAGGGAUUAAAUGGGCACGAUGAGAAGGAAAACCCAUUUGCAGAGUACAUGUGGAUGGAGAACGAAGAAGAUUUCAACAGACAGGUGGAGGAGGAGCUGCAGGAGCAAGACUUCUUAGACCGCUGCUUCCAGGAGAUGCUGGAUGAAGAAGACCAGGACUGGUUCAUCCCCUCCCGGGACCUGCCGCAGGCCAUGGGACAGUUGCAGCAGCAGUUAAAUGGACUGUCCAUCAGCGAUGGUCACGAUUCUGAAGAUAUUUUGAGCAAAAGUAAUCUGAAUCCGGAUGCCAAGGAAUUUAUUCCAGGAGUGAAGUAUUGAGCUGACAGAAAGCUUUGAGGAGAACUUGUAUGUCCCCACACCUGGGGACAGUGCUGCACAAAGAGGCGGAGCUGAAGAAGGGGGUGGGGUGGGUGAGGGGUGCACAGUGGGGAAGGGGGAUAGUGGUUUAACUUGACACUGUGACUGGAGUAACUAAUUUGCUCAGUCUUACUCUACAAGCCUCUGAGUCUCUGAGUAUUUUUCUUUUGUUCUACUGACUUUGGUUUGGAGCAGUUUCCUAUGAUGAUGAUGAUGAUGAUUAGCUUUUUGAGUUAAGGAAAUUGCAGUCUUUUUUUCCCUUCAUCAGGAAUGUUCUGCUGUGUGUGUUUAAACAAAAUAAGCUGACCAAGAAAAUCUGGGUGUUUAAGAAUGCCCUUCUCACCCUACUGUACACUUACCAAGGGCAGUGAACACCUGGAGAAUUAUCGAGUCUGUUAAGCUGGAUGAGAAGAGGGACAAAUGGAAGAAGGGGGUGUUGCAAAUCAGGGUUCACAGCCCAGCUCCCCUGACCCCCAGGGCUUUCCUGUGAUAAAGCAGAUUACCAUGGCCUGCCAAGCCCACGUCUCCUUGCCUGGAACCCCAUUCAAGAAAACACAGACUUCAAGGACUGGUUUAUGGUAACUCUUUUGAUGGUUAAUGAAGGUUGUAAACCAGCAGGGGUGGGCUGUGCUAGUGGUUGUCAUUUGGGUCAGUCACUGCUGGCUUGUUCUUAAGUCUCUGCUUACAGCUACCAUCAAACUCAUUUUUCAUUAUUUAUGAGGUAAAAGAGCUCUAGGGUGGGUUUAUCACUUUGUCCCUCAUGGCAUCUAGUCCCCUAUCUCCUUUCCACCCCAACCCUACUGUUUUUAAGAAGAGAUACUGUUACCAGAGGGGAAGGAGAGGUAUGCUGUGCUGACCCUCAGCUUCAGUCUGGAGUAGUCAACCUUGAAUUCUGUUCAUUGUGUCUUAAGAGUAUUUUGGCAGUUUUUUGCCAGUACCAUGAAGACUUGGUCCUCCUGGUAUCUUCCCUUAGAAAUUAUUCCCAAUAAUUUUUCCCACAUAAACAUAUUUUUCAGGACACCAGUGAGAAGCUCAGUUCACAAUUUGGAUGCUUCUCCCCACCUUACAGAUUUAUGCAAAAGAACUAAAAAAAAAAGCCUGGGAGAGUAGGUCUUGCUUGACCCAUGUGACCAUGUGACCCAGUGGGACAGUUUCAGCAACUAUAAAAUUUUGCUGUUCCCACAUACCCAGCUUUACGAGUUCUCUAGGUUGGGCUCUUUGGGUAUAUUCGUUUUGUUUUUCCUGACUAUAAACCACAGAGGUUUUUUUGUUGAUACUCAUAAGGGGUUAAACUGGGCACCAGAAGCUGCCUUCGUGUGAUGAAGAUGUAGGUGGCAGAGUCAGGUCUAAAGGAGAACAUGUGUCGUCCUGGCCGUUCUCCUAGGACGAGGACUUGCAGAGGCCUGAGGGGGACAGCGGCUUCUGUAUGACUGCUACUGUGUUGUGUGACAGGCCUAUCAGGAAAAGACCACGUAAUGAAAUAAAGUCUGUGUAAAUUCAGUAUGUGGAUAUGGGACAGAGGUUGGAAGGAAAGGACCAGUGUCUAGAAAGCUUAGGAAUUUCUCCCUUUUCUUAGGUGUUCCCCUUGUUGACUUUCUGAACAGCAACAGGCUAAUGUCAGAUUUAAAAUACGAACCCACAUCUUUUCCUCAUUUGAGUCUAUAGGAUGGCAUCAUUUAAAGAAUGGCCUUCCCCGUUAGGUCACAUGUCAGAGGAGAGUAGCGUAAGGAACUUGUAUUGCCAGGCGUGCACAUUAAUUCCCAAAGCCUCUACCUCAAGAGACUGGAACAUUUAACUUGUUUCCAGGGAGGGCUAUGAAUAACGAACCUUCUUUAUUGCAGCUUCAGCUUUCAACUGGGGUCGUUGCCUCUAAUAGGGAGAGGGCCUUGGAAGUGCAGGAAUAGAGACGUCUGUGUGUCCCAGGGCUCCAUUUCCUCCUUCAGUCUCCAUUACCUUGUCCAAGCUCAGAGUCCUGAAGGCUGCAGGGAAUAUAUUGAGACUGCAGAAAGAGCCAUUUUCUAGAGCGUGGGCUUCUCAGAAAGAAACAAUGGAUUCUAGUGUGGCUCCCAGUCUGGAAAGUCCUGUAGGGAUCCGGAUGGAGCCGUUUCUUUAUCCUGAAAGAAGCUUGCUGUCCUGACCAGGAUAGGCUGAGAUGUUGGGAGCAGUGCAAAGGGCUUGUCUGUUUGCUGUGGGGUUCAGUUUUGGAUGUCGGUCUUUAGCAUGGUUUCACAAGGCAGAUUCGGUCAGGAGUGAGAGAGCUUCCUGCCAGAUGAGCAGUGGAACCUGAGGGCUGGACUUCCCAGUCCCAUUCAGACACGAGAGUCUGCGGACUCCAGGAGCAGGAAGCGGCUAGCAGCACAACCCUUUUCUUAGCCAGUCAGCUUGUGCUGCAGUUUUUCUCCAUAGCCUAGCUCUUUUCUCCAUCACUUGUGUGUUGUGAGGCGGGAGCACAAUUGUCACCCAGAUCAUAGGCUCAGCUAGAGAGUUUGCCAGCUCCUUACUAGAAAAUGCGUGCGGGUCUUGUUGGACCUUCACUGGGGAAAGGCUGGGGGCCCCUGUCUCUGACCUUUCCUCGUAGGAACCGAUCUGGGUGCAUGCCCGCCGGCACCUUGACCCUUUAAGGGCGAGGCAGGUAUUUAUAAGUGGUUAUUUUGAUGUUGAAUUUGAGCCACUAACUCUGUUUAAACUUGUUCCAUCGGCAACUGGAAGCUUGAGAAUGUGUAGAGCAAUAGUGUGUGUUUGCAGUGAGUGCCAGUUCUGGCUGGGCCCAGUGUAGGAUCAUCAGUGACUGGUUUCUGAGUUUUGUGAUUGUUGGACUCUAAAACUCCAAGAUGAAAACUAUUUUCUCUUGGCUCUUCAAGAGAAAAACACAAGUCAAGGAAAUGCCUUUACAGUUUCUCCAGGUCUUUGAACGGCAGCAGAAAACUUGACAGCUACCGCCCAGGCCUGAGCACCUGCAGCUGUGGGGCUGUGCGCGUUCUGACUGUGGCAGUGGACUCUCGGGGUCAAGCACGGUCAAACCAAAACAGACUGUAAGGCAGGGGCUGGACUUUUGCAGCACCUUUAGUUUUCAAAGUCAAAACAGCUGGAGUCUCUAAUUAAGGUUAUAAUGCUAACUAUGGCUUAAAAAAUGCUUUAGUGAACUACUACGCAGCAUUUUUUAGAUUGUGUAUUGUCCUAGUGUCAGUUUUGUCAUGAUUUUGGAGAGGCUAGGGAGUAAGGAGGUCAUUACAAUACUCUGGCAAGUGUACGUCAGAGAGGAACGUUGUGUGAAGGAGCCAAAGGAAACCGUUGACUGAAUCCUCUCGUUAGUGCGGCUGCAGACCCCGUGUAGAAACAUCAGGUGCCCCAGAAUCGACCCUGCUGUGAUCGGAGAGGUCAGGUGUUCUUCGAUAAGGGUCCCAGCAUCACAGGUUAAUAAUGGUUCUUGGUUUAGGUGACGUUUAGGUAUGGGGACGAGCACACACCUCACAAAUUUGACCAAGAUUUGGGGACGGCCACCUACUGGGGAAGACUGUGUAUUCCCAGCCCCUCUCCCGGGACAUGAUGCAUUCGUUUGGGAAAUGAGUGGAGAAAACAGGAGGAUUGACCCAGUUCUGGUGGGCAUUGGGAAACUCUAAGCUAUUUACUAGAAAACAGUACAGUGUUUUCCCAUGUAACUCGACACUAAGUGAUAAUCCUGCUCUAUUAAUUGAGCCUUCAGAAAUGUUUAAUGCAGGGAUUUUUUUUUUGAACAACUAUUAAGGCUUAUUUUACAUAUAAAAUUCACCCAUUUCAAGUGUACAUUUCAGUUAUUUUAGUAAGUUUCCUGAAAGGUGAGGCCAUAACCAUACUCAGUUUUAGAUGUUUUCCAUCCCACCCCAUGAGAUCGUUCAUGUCCAUUUACAUGAUAAUCCUGUUCCCAGCUCUGGGCAACCACACUUAUCUGUCUCUACAAAUUUGCCUUUUCUGGGCAUCACAUCAAUGGAAUCCUACAAACCGUGGUCUCUUGUAGCUAGCUUUUUCCCUUAGCAUAUUCUUGAGUUUUAUCCAUGAGGCCUAACUUGUGUUGGUAGUUUGUUCUUUGAGAGCACUCAGUAGUAUUCCAUUGAUGGAUAUGCCACAUUUUGUCAGCAGGGAAUCUUGUAAACUUGGAUUUCAGCCUCCUGUGGUCUAAAUAGAACCCUCAGAGCACAGGACUCCUGGGCAUGCUGCUGCGUGUAUCACGUGAACUGCUUAUCAGAACCAGCUUUGCCAUCAGGACCUCCACACGAGGAGCCUAAACUGCUGCAGAAAUUUUUAUAACUUUGCAACUUCUUUUUUAUAAGGAACUUUUGUGCUGUCUACACAUCAGGACUUUUGAAGCAUCUGAUAAUUUAAUGAGUGUGUUUUGAGUGGACACAAAAGCAAAACCGUCUGUACUCUGUUGGAUAUUUUAUCCUCCCGAACUGGAUGGAGGGGAAUCGCCAAACUUUCUGAAUACAGUAUUGUCUCCGUUACAAAGUUGAAUGUGUAUUAAAGAUUGUGCUGCCUUUGUUGGACGGAUCUGGAGAGAAGGACAUCCAGCAGAGGAGGUCGAGAGGAGAAAGGGAGUGCAGCCUGAGGAACGAGAAGCCCCUGAGGGUCUGUGUGUGACUUACCCAUCUGCUGGUGUGGAUGGUAGAGUGCGGAUGGGUGCCUUGCAGCAGCUUCACACCUCCAGCGGGCCUACGUCUUGACUUUCGCCUUUGAUCCCUGUUUCACAAGUGUUUAAGAGCUGUUUUUGUUCCUUUUCUCUCCUCUAAGUACACAUUAUGUGGUAGUUAUUAAUAUGUCUUUGGGGGAGGGGCAGGGCUUUAAAAUCGAAGAAAAUGAUUUUCAUAAAAAUAUCAAAAAUGGGGGAAAAGUUACUUUUUAAAAAUUUUGCUAUACAAACCAAAUGGCAGCUGUGGAAAAAUCUCAAUAAAACGAGAAUAAAAUGCAUUUACUUGCUGGCAGUGGUACUGUUUUUCCUAAGGUUGGGUGAUUAUAUAUCAUCGUACAGGGAAUGUAUGUGUGGUGUGCAUUUGUGAGAGAUAAAAAAAAAAAGAUUGAUUUAUUUGCGGGGGGCAGAGGGAGAGAGAAUCUCAAGCAGACUCCGGGCUGAGUGCGGAGCCUGACGCAGGGCUUGAUCUCACAACCCAGAGAUCAUGACCUGAGCCAAAACCAAGAGACACUUAACCUACUGGGCCACCCAGGUGCCCCUUGUGAGAUUUCUGUCUCAAGAUGGACCAUGGUUUUAGUUGCAUCAUUUUCCAUUCUAAAUAGUGUUAUAAAGUAGUAGAAGCAUUGGAUUUGGAAGUCGCAGACCUGAGCGAAUCCCACCUCCAGCACUUUCUUAGUGCCUUCAGCCUGCGCCUUAGUUUAUAAAGACACGACACUUCCCUCCUAGGACUGCUGUGAAAAUUAGACUGAAGUUAAUUUCAAAAUAUUGCCUGGCACAGGGAAGGUGCUUAAUACGUAGAGGCAGUAACGUGCUGUAAUGUGUACAGCUUUGAACAAAGGUAGUAACAGGAAAUCCUUGGACUGAAAAGGAAAUUGGAUAGCUGUUACCUUCCUGCCUCGGGGGAAAGCUGACUCCUAUCUAGAAAACAAGGAAAGGUUCUGAAUCUGCCUUUCAACUAACUACUCAAGUUUGAGAGCCUGCCAGGGACCAAGCACUGUCCUAGGUACCCAGGCUAGUACACGCAGACAUCGUCUGUUCUGUUGUCGGGGUGUUUGGUAAUUCACAGUUCCUCAGUUUACACCUAGCUUGAACCUCCCAGUGAUUCUCCGAGGGGCUUUAUCA